Messenger RNA from Rotaria sp. Silwood2, 3495 nucleotides. Lineage: Eukaryota; Metazoa; Rotifera; Eurotatoria; Philodinida; Philodinidae. The record is from the annotation of a GenBank genome assembly.
AUGAGCGGUGAGAAGAAACGAUAUCGAUGGCGACGUCGUCCACUAUUAGUUGAAGAAAGUUUAACAAUUAAUUCAACAUCAACAACUAUAACAUCAAGAAAUCAAGAAGAAAAACAUACUGAAAAUAUUCAAUGUAAAUGGUAUAAUAAUAAUGAUGACGAUAUUCAACUAAAAACUUUAUCAUCUAAUGAAACAAUAUCAGAAAAAAUUGAUAGAAUUCUUAAAAAAAUAAAUGCUUGGACAAAUGAUACAUCAAUACCAACAAAAAAUAAUACAACGGACAAUACUACGCAACAAAAAAUGUCUCUUAAUAAAACAACAAAUUUAUCAUCAUCAUCAUCUAGUUAUGAUAAUACUCAACGAAAAACAAAUGAUAUAAAACCAAUUUCGACUUCAUUAUUUAAUUCAGUACGUCAACGUUGUUCAUCAUCAACAUAUGAAGAUCCACCAAUGAUUAAACUACAAAAAUUAUCAAAUCCUCGACCAUAUUCAAUGGCAUUUGUUCAUGAACCAUUAUUAAUAAAUUCAUCAUAUAAUACAAAUUCUAUUUAUGAAAAACCAAAUUCAACCGUACAAACAUAUCAUCGACAAAAUUCACUUGGUCCUCGUCGAUAUUCAUAUCAACGUCGAUCAAUAUGUUCACAAAAUACAAAUUUAACAUCUCUAUCAUCAACAUAUGGUUCGGAUUUCUUCUAUCCAUUUACAUCUGAUCAAGAACAACAUGACUAUGAUAAUUUACAUUUUAUACAAAAUUCUUCUCAUCAACAGUAUGAUCCAUUUCCAACUGUACUCGUUGACUGUCAACGUUGUAGUCGAAGUGUUGAUCGAUCAUUAUUACGUGAUAUAUCAUGUCAAGUACCAUCCGAUGAAGAAUCCUCUGAAGAUAUUCAAUUAGAAAAUCGUAAAACUACAAGAUCUUCUCCUUUAUAUAUAUCACCACGAUCAUCACCACCACUUUGUCAUCCACCAAUGGCCAAUAGUUUGUUAGCUCCCUAUCAUUUUCGACGAAAACAUUCUUUAUCAUCAUAUGUUGAUAUACACAGUCGCUCGAAAUCAGUUCCGUCGUCAUCAUCAACAACAUCAUCAACAUCAAGUCAAAAAAUACAUUUGACGCCAAGAUUUUCUCCUUUGCCAACAACAUCCGAUUCAAAUUCUAUGCCAUCGACUACGACACUUCUUCGUUCGAUUAAAACAUCAAUCAAUGCAAUGAAAAAACGUCUAAAAGAUAUUCGACGUUUGUCGGAGGAUUCAAACGUGACAACCGUCUUAGACGAUUACACGGCACGCAGUUCACAUGAACUAACUGUAAGUAAAGGUCAGCAUGUUCGUAUCGUUCAAAAACAACUAUCUAAUGCACCUGAUUGGUGUCUUAUACGUAUAUUAAACGAUCAUCAUCAACAACAAAAUCAAUCGAUACCAUCUUCACUUGCUGCAUCAUCAACAACUAUUACAAGUGGAUCAGCUGAUAUACCAUCAACACCACUUACAAAAUAUACCGAAGGACUUGUACCAACAGCUAUUCUUAAAUCAAGUAGAUCAUCAUCAACAAAUAUUCAAUUACCACCACCAUUACCUCAUCUAUUAACUGGUAGUAAAAGUGAACAAGAUGGUAUUGCGGACAAUAUAGACGAAUCUCAACAACGAAAUUUUUCAUUGACAUUUCAAUUUAGUAAACGAAAAUCUAGUUUGAGGCGAAUUCUUAGAAAUCCUGUUCGACGUCUUAGUUUAAAAGAUAAUAGUACUAGUAAAGAUGUUAAAACAGCAGAUUCACAAGAUUUAAUAGCAACUUCUACAACGACUAUAUCAACAAAUAGUGGUAAUGAUAUAUCCGUUAAUAAAAGACAACCAUUAUCUUCUAACUCUUCAGGAUCAAGAAAGGUCAAGAAUUCUAUCAAUAAAUCAAUUGGCAAUGGUGAUGUAAAUGAUAUUUAUAAAAUGACUGAAUCAUCUUCUUCACCAUCAAAUGUUAUGACAAUUAUUUCCCCAAGGAAUAAUUUAGAAAACGAUAUAAUCGAAAUACCAUCAUCAUUCGAUAUGCAAUCCCAGCAUACAUCAUCAACCGAUACAAAUAUCGAUUUUUCACCAGCUGUAAUUGUUAGAAAAUUGGUCAAUACACUUGCACUGGAGUCAUCCAGAGGCAAUAGGGGUGACCUUUCAUCACGUUUACGCAAAACGCGUGUACCUCCAUUAACAUCGAUUAGUCCUCUUGAAGAUAAUUCUGUUAUUGCUCGACUUGUUCAGCAUGUUGCACCGAUUAAUAUUGUUUCUGGACUUUCAGCAAGUGAUUUUCAAAUCCCAGCUGCUUUGUCAGUAACAACACCAGCUACUGAUGAUACUUCAUUGGAUAGUUUACCAUCAUCAACAAUAACUGUGAUUCCAAAUGAUAGUCAAAGUGAACAAACAGAUGAAAUAUCUUUAAAUGAUACUGAUCAAACAACAUUAUCAUCUUUAACAACAACUGAUGAACCUGUUGAUGCUCGAACUAAAUAUGGUGCAAAAAGAAGACAUAAUAUUAUUGAAUUAAUUGAAACAGAAAAAGAAUAUGUAAAAGAUUUAGCAUUAAUUGUUGAGGGUUAUAUGAAUGUUAUUGAAAAUGAUAAAGAUCUUAAAAAACCAACGGGUCUUGGAGGCCGUGAACGUGUUGUUUUUGGUAAUGUACAAAGAAUAUAUGAAUUUCAUCGAGAUACUUUUUUACCACAACUUGAACAAUGCAUCGAAAAUCCCAAUACACUUGGUCGAUUAUUUACUACAAAUCGAUUUAGUCCUUAUGUAAGAUAUUGUGAAAAUAAGCCACGAUCGGAAUAUAUUGUUUCUGAAUAUCAUGAUUAUUUUGAAGAUAUUCGUAAAAAACUUGGACAAAAAUUACUUGUAUCUGAUUUAUUAAUAAAACCUGUUCAACGAAUAAUGCGUUAUCAAUUAUUAUUAAAAGAAAUUCUUAAAUCAACUGAACGUAUGGGUGAUGAAUCACGUGCUAUACGUAGUGCUUUACAAGUGAUGAUUGAAGUACCACAACAAGCUAAUGAUAUGAUGAAUGUUGGUAGAAUAAAAGAUUUACCAACAAAUGUACAUCAAUUAGGUGAACUUAAAUUACAAGAUAUGUUAUCUGUUAGUGAUCCAAUAUCAUCAAAAGAAUCAAAAGAUAUUGAAAAAAAAUUUAAAGAACGACGAGUAUUUUUAUUUCAACAAUCAAUGAUAUUUUGUGAUGAAAUACCAGCUAAAGAUAAAUAUUCAAGUCCAAAUUAUAUUUAUAAAUAUGAACUUAAAAUUAAUAAAUUACAACAUAAAGAAUUUAAACGUAAUAAAGAAUUAUUUCAAUUUACAUUAGUUGAACUUGAUGCCGGAAAUACACGUCGUGUUAUUUGUCAAUGUAAAGAUGAUGAACAAUAUGAAUUAUGGGUCACUAAUGUAAACAAGGUGCUUCAACGUCAGAUGGAUCUUAUCAUAGCUCUAACUAAUCCAACAGCUGCUCUACAAAAAGAUCCUCGUUCUAAAUAA